Messenger RNA from Parus major (Great Tit), 719 nucleotides. It is a transcript of the gene MCRIP1, whose product is annotated as MAPK regulated corepressor interacting protein 1. The transcript has 4 exons. The annotation marks the transcript as partial. NCBI's taxonomy places the organism in Eukaryota, Metazoa, Chordata, Aves, Passeriformes, Paridae. The record is from RefSeq and is a predicted model, not a curated record.
UCCCCCGUCUCCCGGGUGGUGUACAACGGAAAGCGGAGCGGCGGCCCGCGCUCCCCCGGCGCUGGCAGCGAGAUCUUCACGCCGGCCCACGAGGAGAACGUGCGCUUCAUCUACGAGGCCUGGCAGUGCGUGGAGCGCGAUCUGCGCAGCCAGAUGGGCUCCGAGCGCGGCCUGGUCGAGGAGUACGUGGAGAAGAUGCCGAACCCCAGCUUGAAAGCGUUUAAACCGGUCGACCUGGGUGAUCUGAAGAGGAGGAACACACAGGAUGCAAAGAAGUCUUAAAGUGGGUCCUCCCUGCGGAUCGGCUGCUCUCCUGAGAUACGCACCCUUGGAAGAGACCUGGCCACCAGCUCAACCUGGGUGGCUGUAGGUGGUAGAACCACGCCUGGGGCGCUUCCGUAAGCCACUCACAACUGGCACUGCGUGGAUGGUUCCUGCAUCCUUGCCUGAGCCAGAGAGAGUGACUGUGUCAGCUUCGCCCACCUGAGCUGCUGGGCUGCUCCGUGGGGAGGGAUGGCAGCCCCUGCCCGCCUGUGCUGCGAGCUGGCGGGGAUGGGGCUGUCAGGCCUGCCCAGAACCAGUGGCUGUGGGGAGGGCUGCAGGGACUUGGGGCUGCCAAUACCUUUCCUUUGUUGAGUCCUUGAGUUGUACUGUACCCUUUCCUUUCUGUGGUAUGUCACUUGAGGAGUGUUGUAAAUAAACUCUGGUGUCCUUUUGGG